Messenger RNA from [Candida] anglica, 2376 nucleotides. Lineage: Eukaryota; Fungi; Ascomycota; Pichiomycetes; Serinales; Debaryomycetaceae. The record is from the annotation of a GenBank genome assembly.
AUGAUCCGACGUUUCCCAUUCACACAGACGUACAAGAGUCUCGCGGCCACGCUACGGGACUUCAAGCCGCCAAAUCGACCUACCCAUGCGUUCAUGUCAAACUCUGAACUUGAAGAGGUUCUGUAUCAUAAUUGGAUCGUAAGGACAUCUUCCACUCUUCCUAAAAGAAUCAUAGGACACUUAAUAAACUCCAAGAAUAGCACCCAGACCGAUAGCUCGUCUCUGAAACUGUCGUCCUCACCAUCCUUCAAAUUGCAUCCGCAUCAUUAUUAUUACAUUCCUCGUGAUCUUCAUGUUGAUGAUCUUUAUGCGGAAAAUAGUGCCACUGAAAAAGUCUUGACAAGCUUUGAACAUGAGGAUUUGGCCCAUAUGGCCGAUAUCCUUCAAUCUUAUAAAUUAGAGCAUCAAAAGGUGAUUGAACCGGAACUUGUCAAUAUUUUAAUGAAACUUACUCUCAGUGAAAUCCCCUUACCAGACUUGUUGCCAUAUGAAAAUGAAGUUGAACCACCGUUAUAUCGUGAGAAAUAUAAAACGAUAGACUCUUUACUUCAUGUGAAUGAUUCCCCAUUCUAUCGCUUCAUCUAUGAUCGAAUACCUCACCUUUAUAGAAUUUGUUCAUUGUAUGAACCAUUAAUGUUUAAUGAUCGAGAUUUCCAAGAAUAUUAUAUCUGGCUUUGUUAUCAUACCAAUGAUCUAGAGAAAUUGUCUCUUACUUUGAAAGCUUAUCUCAAGCAACAGGAUACUUAUGACUCCAAAGUUUUGUCAUAUGCUGUCAUUGCUCAUCUCACUAAUUAUGACGUUCGGUCUGCCUUGAACACAUACAAGGAGAUCAUGUCGCAUGGGAUGCGCCUUGAGCCAGUGUUCAUCGAAUCCAUCCUACAACUGGCCCUCAAAUAUGAUUCAUUAUUUGUAAAUAUUCGUGAAUUUAUUGUCAUUUGGAUGACAAGUAAAAACAAUGGUCAAGAGAAUCCACUUUCACCCAAGGCAUUGGCCCUAGCACUUAGAGAGUAUCUGAGAUACUCUACUAAGGAAGAUUUAGACGCUCUUACUCCUGGUGAACUGGACAUCAUGUCGUCCCAUUAUAUGGUCAGAUCUCAAUUGCUUCGUACGAGAAUUUUGAGUAGAUACCCUACUCAACCACAAAAGCCAGUGUUAAAAGAAGAUUUGGCGGAAAUCAAUGAUAUCGCUAAAUCACUUUCCUUUUUGGAAUUGAAAGAUUUUUAUUAUCAAAUGAUGAGAUUUUUCGCUCAAAAGAAAAAUGUUAAUAUGGUAAUUUUCAUUCUGUACAAGAUGAAACAGGAUAAAAUCGAUGUGGAUCCGAAAUUCGUCAAGCUUAUACUGCACAUGUACUCCAGAGUUGAUAAAUACUUCACCUUGUUGGAUUUUUUACAAUUCACUUCUCAAAGAAUUUCAUAUCAAGAUCAAUUUUUGGUGGAUCUUUAUCAAGGGUUUGUUAGAACAUAUCCCUACCAUGCCCCUAAGUUCCAUGUCGAAUUCAUUAAUUGGACCAAGACCACUGGUAAUGGCACCAAAUUGAUUGGUCUAUUGCAAGUGGAAAAACUCCCAUCCAACUUGUCGCCUUACAAAUGUGUAGUACCAUUUUUCAAACCAUUAAAAUAUGAUACCAAGAAAUGGUCAAGACUUGGACCACAUGGAAACACGACCCAAUUGAAUUUUAGAUUGAAAACUGGGUUUAAUGAAUUGUUUCAACGUGGAGUUAAACCUGAUUUCACCAUCAUUGAAGAAUCUUAUAAUGCACUUCCACGUAAUAGAAGAUUUGAAAUUCUUGAAAUCAUGAAUAAGGCACAAGUAGAUUCUCCACAUAAGAAAUUGGCCAUGAUGAAGCUUCAUAGAGAGAAAUAUACCAAGAAAUAUUUGGAAGAUUUCCUUAGAAAUGAAGGGAAUGGACUUAAUGCUCAAAAUCGACUCCAUAUUUCCCUUGUAUUAUUGAAGAAUGGGUUAGGGUAUUUGGCGGCCAAAUUUCUCGGAUCAAUUAGACCUGAGCAACUUAAUGAUAAACUUUGUAUGGUGAAAUUAUACAAGACUUUGAGAGUUCAUAUGGCUAUGUAUCACAUGCAAUCCUUCAUUGAAACAAUAGAUGCAUUCCCCAUAAACGAUAUUGUUUUAAAUCCAUACAUCUAUGAUAAAUGUUGCGAUUUGGAACGCAAACUACUUGAUAGAAUCAAGGAACAAAACUUCAAUGAUAAGAACAACAUUCAUUUCAUUGCAUUGGAAAGACUUCGAGGAUUUAUUGGAGAUGUAAGAGUUCGACUUGAUAGUGAUAAAAUUGAUGUUGAACAGAAAAUUAAACAAACCUUCACAUUUUUAACCGAAUGGAUAGAGAAAGAUUCAAAUAUUGAUGAGAGAAAAGUUUAG